This is a messenger RNA of Stylophora pistillata, 1304 nucleotides long. RefSeq lists its product as uncharacterized. NCBI's taxonomy places the organism in Eukaryota, Metazoa, Cnidaria, Anthozoa, Scleractinia, Pocilloporidae. Gene Ontology annotation, molecular function: ubiquitin-protein transferase activity; protein binding. The record is from RefSeq and is a predicted model, not a curated record. Gene Ontology annotation, cellular component: BRCA1-A complex; BRCA1-BARD1 complex. Gene Ontology annotation, biological process: protein K6-linked ubiquitination.
ACCUAUGACGGCUGAGUCACUUUAACGCUACUCUGUUUCUGGCUGUUCUUUCGAUAAAAUUAUUGUCAAUUAGGCUUUAGGGAUUCAAAAAGUGAAGGCGAUUGUGUGCUGUUUUACUCUUUGCAUUACUUGUUUCGCUUGUGUCACGCAAGCAGUCUUUGUCACGGUAUUGAGAUUGUAGUGAAUACAGUUCUCCUCUUUGAAGGUAAACAUGUUGCUUAGAAGUGUCCAGUUGACUCUGAAGCAUUGAGGAUCCUAAUAUCAUUCCUGUAUAAACAUGGAAAAAGAAGACAUGAUAGAUGACAAGCAUUCAACAGCUUUUAAAAUCAACUGGUCCUCUUCAAACAUUCCUUUUAACUUUGAUGUGAACAGGGCACUACCUUCAAACCUUGGACAGAGCUACACACACCAAACAUUACUAGAACAUGGUCAGCAGUUUUCCAAGAAACUUCUCCCAUCUAAAACAAAAUUUCGAACACAUGCCACAGUUAAGGUUUCACCACUGGGAUGUGAUCAUUUGGCAGAGAGGAAAUUGAGAGACUCUGUACAAAAAUCUGAUACAAACACACUGUUUGAACUGAUCAGUAAAGGUGUAAAUGUCUCUAGUCCUGACUCAAAACACAGAACUGCUCUUCAUUUUGCUGCAGCACAAGGAAAUGAUCAAACCUUAAGGGUUCUACUUGAAAAUGGAGCUAAUCCCAAUGCAAAAGAUCUAAAUGGAAACACGCCUCUUCAUCUGGCGGCAUGUACAAAUCAGGUUAAGAUAGUGACCCUCCUUCUACAAGCAGGAAGCGAUGUCAAUGCUUCGGAUUUCAGCGGAAAAACACCACUUGACCUCGCAAACUCCAGGUUAAGAGUUCUUUAUAGUAAUCAGAACAUUAGAGGAAAGCCGUCAAUCUAUUGUGAGGAAGUUAAGCAAGUUAUAGAGAUGAUCAAGGCAUACAUGUCAAGCCUUGGAAAUACAAAGGCAGAGAAAACACUGGAUCAACUCCAUAGCAUGCUCGGAGAUUCCACCACUACAGAAGAGGUUGAUGAAGUUCACUCUUUGCUGGCCAGUUUUACAACGAUGAAUCUUUCGCACAAUGGUAAAGACAGGACGUAGGAUUAUUGAUUGAAAUCAAUUUUGACUUUCAGUCUAUUAGGCACAGGAAUUUAGAAUUCAUCUCAAGUUUGACAUGCAACAAGCAAAAUCUUCUUUGGACAAUGGUAUUUUGUUGAAUUUUAACUGGAGAUAGCAUUCUGUUUACCCUUGAACUCUCAUGAGUGACCAAGACAGAAUUUCUCCUUACAAUAUCAAUAUAAUC